Symbiodinium sp. CCMP2456 is the source of this 876-nucleotide messenger RNA. Lineage: Eukaryota; Dinophyceae; Suessiales; Symbiodiniaceae. The record is from the annotation of a GenBank genome assembly.
AUGGACUCCGACUGCCUCGUCUGGCUGCACCGGACCUCGGCCCUCGUCCAGGAUCCGUACCUCCACCGAGCGGCUCAUGAAGGAACCGUCGCUGCAUUCUUCCUUGGCGGUAUCGGCAUGUGGCUCAUUGCGCUGGUGAUCCGCAUUGUGCCUGUAUCAUAUUCCCCAAAGCUUCGAAAAGCCUUGAUUGCAGCUUUUCUACUUCGUGGCAUCGGCUAUCUACUGGAGGGAGUCGCGCAUGUUGCCUUCAACCAGCGGGAUGGCCUUGCCCUUGCUUUGGGUGGCCGCGCCGUGGUGGUGGUUUCCCUGUUCUUUUGGCUUACAAUUGCCAGUGGAUUGGCGGAAGUAGUUUGGGAAGGGAUGCACAUCCUCUGGUUGACGUCAUGGCUGAUCUCAGUCUUUUUUCUGCCAGUGGUUCUUACGUGUCUCUUCGCGUUUUCCCAACACAGCACCAUCGUGGCUAUGUCUGCAGCGGGUGUCGUUGACCUCUACUGGGCUUGCAUCUGGGCUGGCGUGGCGAGAACUUCUUGGAUCCGCGGGGGCCGGGCAACUGGGCCCGCAGCCGCUAUGCUCGUAUUGGCGGCUUUUGGGUCGAUCUUCACAGCUGCCACAGAAAACGUAUGCGGCCCGCCUGCACACGCCGAUUGCUACGAGGACUGCUUCAUGCAUCCUCGUGGCUGGUACAGUUUUAUGGGUUGUUCCCUCUGCUUUGUGGGCCACCUGUUUUUUGUCGGUUUCUGGCUUCUCGAUGCUGUCCCAAUGGAUGUCCAAUGGCCACCAAAAGCAUGGGAGCAUUUCAUCGGAAGCAAAGCAGGCGAUAGCCAGGGCGUGGUGGAACCGGUGGAGCCUUCGACGCUGCCCCCGCGUGCCGACUGA